AUGACUGAUACCAAAGAGACCGAUCCACUACAACUUUUAAAGCAUUAUACUGCUAAUAAUUUAACACCUCAGCUUCUUGAUCAAAGUUAUAACGUUGUUACUAGACUUCAAGAUGCUACAUACAUACAAUUUGAUUCUUUUCGAUUUGAUAAAAAUAUGAUAGCUACAUCUUUUCAAGGACUUUCACAACAGUACUUUCCCUUAUCCGUUCUUUAUCACGCUACCACAACAAGGGAACUGGAUUUUACUAAAUACAAUGAAGAUGCUACAGAAGAAAAAUUUACCAUACGUUUAAAUUAUACUGAAAGAAAACAAUGGUUAAGUUUUGUCAGUGGCUCUUCACCUUUGGCUAAUGAUUCCGAUAGGAACUUAUUUGGAAAAACCUCAGCUUAUUCCUUCUCUGAUAUAGAAAAGCGUAGGCACGAUAAUUCGGUAGACAAGGAUCAUCAAAAUGCAGCGGAAAUAAAAAGACAAAAGAAAGCGCGUUUUGAUAAGGACAAAAUUUGGAUGGAGACUCAUAUGAAAAAACAUUUAGCUGUUUCAAAUUCUUCAUGGGAGGAAUCAUUGGAGAGUAAAGACAAAGAAGAGGUAUAG
Racocetra fulgida is the source of this 594-nucleotide messenger RNA. Lineage: Eukaryota; Fungi; Glomeromycota; Glomeromycetes; Diversisporales; Gigasporaceae. The record is from the annotation of a GenBank genome assembly.